This is a messenger RNA of Fibroporia radiculosa, 711 nucleotides long. RefSeq lists its product as uncharacterized. NCBI's taxonomy places the organism in Eukaryota, Fungi, Basidiomycota, Agaricomycetes, Polyporales, Fibroporiaceae. Bases 1 to 711 code for a protein of 236 amino acids. The transcript has 5 exons. The record is from RefSeq and is a predicted model, not a curated record. Gene Ontology annotation, molecular function: oxidoreductase activity, acting on the CH-OH group of donors, NAD or NADP as acceptor.
AUGUCCGAAUCCUACACUUGGCUAAUUACCGGAUCCAACCGUGGCUUGGGGCUCGAGCUUACUCGCCAGUUGCUUACCUCGCCAUCUAACACGGUGAUCGCCUCUUGUCGGACCCCGGACAAGGCAGCGGAGCUGCACGCUCUGAAGAACACCGCGAAGGGCACACUGCACGUCAUUCCUCUUGAUGUCAGUAGCGAGCAGUCUAUCCGUGAUUCAGUCAGACAUGUCGACACAAUACUUGCCGGCAGGGGGCUAGAUUAUCUGUAUAACAAUGCUGGCGUAAACCCCACGUACGACUCCCCAUUCGAGUUUUCCUACCCAGAAUUUCUGGAGGUACUCCAGACGAACGUUGGUGCACCCGCACUGCUCGGCCAGCUUUAUUUCCCGUACCUUGAGAAGGGGACACGCAAAGUAAUUGUGAACGUGUCUACUGGCCUUGCAAGCAUCGGCCUCAAUGCCGGGCCGAAGUGUAACUCGUACAGUAUUAGCAAGACAGCGUUGAACAUGCUGACGUAUAAACAAGCAAGGGCCCGUCCAGACUUUACUGCCAUCAUUCUCGAUCCUGGCUGGGUGAAGACUGUGAUGGGCGGGGAAGGUGCAGUUCUAGAGCCAGAGGAGAGUGUGACCGGGAUCCUGAAGGUCGUUUUAAAUGUCACGCCGAAGGAUUCCGGAAAAUUCUGGAGGUACAACGGCACCCAGCACCCCUGGUAA